AUGGAUCUUCAAAGCAUCAGCUUCGCGAGUCCCUGUGGCGUUGAGCUCUAUCGUUUUGAUUGUUAUCGCAAUUCGUACUUAAAUGUCAUAAUUCAUGCGGCGUGGGGGGUUGUCGUCAGAGCAUGGCGCUCUUCAGUGUACGCGAACUCUUUGGUCCACACGGGACGACAGAGCGACAACUGGGAUGAUCUCUCCAACAUGUUUUCCCCUUGCAAUGUCGAGAACGAACGAGGGUUCACACCUGCCAAAAUUGCGUGUGCAGCGACGAAGUACCCAGAGAAAGUGUCCGCAUCGUUCAUUAGAACACGUGGUGGACUUAGUCUCCAUGCAGCGUGA
This is a messenger RNA of Sparassis crispa, 336 nucleotides long. RefSeq lists its product as hypothetical. The record is from RefSeq and is a predicted model, not a curated record. The transcript is spliced from 4 exons. Bases 1 to 336 code for a protein of 111 amino acids. NCBI's taxonomy places the organism in Eukaryota, Fungi, Basidiomycota, Agaricomycetes, Polyporales, Sparassidaceae.